AUGCCACCCGCACACACAGACACCUGGCCCUCGGCAACUCACGCUGACUGGCCCUCCGCCCCCGCGACCCCCUCAAAGCGCGCCUCUCGCUCCUCCCGCAUCUCCAACGACACAGACUACCGCUCCUUCACCCGCUCGACCUGCGUAGGCGGGACAGAGACGACAGUUGAGUUUCGCGUCGGCGACACGGUGGUUGUCGGCGCGGACGCCAAGUUGAAGCAGAAGUUUCUGGCGCCGCCGAGUUGGCAGGUCGAGGCGAAGGGCAAGGGGAAGGGCAAGAAGGGCAAAGGGAGGGGCAAGAAGCGUUCUCAGGACGACGAGGAGGACGGAGAACCCGAGGGAUGGAGACACGAGGACGGCUUGAAUGCGGGAGACAAGGUCGCGGUCAUCACUCGCCUGUUUGAGGAUGUCAGGGGACGGAAGAUGGCGCUCGUUAGGUGGUUCGCCAGGCCCGGAGCGGUGUGGGGACCUGAUGGACCGGACGAGGACGACGAUGCCGGAGACGUCUUGCCCUACGAACUUUACUUCACCUCCGACUCGACACACCUCGAGGAAUCGCGCGUCGUGCGCCAACGAGCUGCCGCGAACCCAUUCUCCUCGCCCGCCGGGUCUCCCUCGAAGCGCUCCCGCGACGCCGGCUCGACCAGCGCCGUCUCCUCCCCCUCUCGCACCAACUCGGCAUUCGUCUCGUCGUCCGCUGUUUUCCGAACGCCUCAGCAUUCCGACCCAAUCCCUGUGUCGACUAUCCUCUCUCACGCCGAAAUCUUCUCCCCUUCCUCCCUGCCCGACCCCUCAAAUCCCACCAUCACAGCCUCCCAACAAUCCCCAAUUCCCACCUUCCUCUGCCGACGAGUCUACGACGUCAAGCCCAUCCCCGGCGCCAGUUUCUGGGGCGAGAUCGACUGGGACGAACACCGGCUCAAAGCGGUCGAGUGGUACGAGUCUACGAUGGGGAUGGUCGAGCGCAAGGAGGGAGGGAGGGAGAAGGAUGUUGCGCAGGAUGGGUGGGAUGUGGAGGCUGUGAUGGAGGACAGUGAGAGCGAGAGUGAGGAUGAGGAGGAGAGGAAGAGGAGGAGGAAGAGGGCGGAGAAGGCGAGGGCUACGAGGGAGAGGAAGGAGAAGGAGAGGGAAGAGAGGAGGGCGGCGAGUGGAGCGGUGAGCGAGAGUGAGGGAUCGUCGGAUGAGGAGGACGAGGAGGAUGCUUUCAAAGACCGCGACUCGUCGUCGUCAGACUCGGAGUCUGGCACCGCAGGCGACGAGUCGGAGGAUGGAUCCGCCUCGGAAGACGAGAGCGCUUCUCGCACGCCUACAAAGCGCAAACCCCUCCGCGAGCGCCAAGCUUCCGCCGCCUCAUCCUCCCGCAAGACCGCCGCGACGCGCCUGAAGCGCACUCGACCCGCGACGUCCGCCGCAACAGGCCGAGCGGCGAAACGUCGCAAGUUCGCUUCCUCCGGCAAGACUUCCUCCGACUCUGCGCACAACGCCCUCCCUCCGCUCCUCCAAUCCGCCCACCUCGCCUCCCUCACGCCCUUCGAGCGCGCCAAGGCUCUCCUGCACGUCUCGGCUACGCCCGAGUCGCUUCCUUGCCGCGAAGACCAGCGCGAGCAGAUUCGGCAGUUCAUCGGCGAUGCGGUGCUGGGACGGAGCGGAGGGUGUCUGUAUGUCCAUGGUGUGCCGGGAACGGGGAAGACGGCGACGGUGCAUAGUGUCGUGCGGGAGUUGCAGAACGAUGAGGACAUGGACGGCUUCGCCUUCGUCGAGAUCAACGGCAUGAAGAUCUCGGAACCGAUGGCCGCCUUCUCGCACCUCUGGGCCGCACUCGCCCCGCCCGACCAGCAGCAAAGCGGACGCAAAGUCAGUCCGAAGGCGGCUCUCGCAGCGCUCGAGAACCACUUUGCGAACCCUGACCCGGCGCGGAAGACGACCGUGGUCCUCGUCGACGAGCUCGACCAGAUGUUGACGAAGCGUCAGGACGUCCUCUACAACUUCUUCAAUUGGCCGCACGUCCCGCACUCGAGGCUCGUCGUUCUCGCUGUCGCCAACACGAUGGACUUGCCCGAACGCGAGUUGAGCGGGAAGAUCAGGAGUCGACUGGGCACGAACCGCAUCCCUUUCCAGCCCUACACCUGGACGGAGUUGAAGCGGAUCCUCGAAGCCCGCCUCGCUCUCGUCGACCCCUCUUCCGCCGUCAAGUCCAAGUCCACCCCGCUCUUCGACGACGUCGCGCUGCAGAAGAUCGCCAAAUCAGUCGCUGGCAUCUCCGGCGACGCACGCAAAGCGCUCGACGUCGCCCGCCGAACACUCGACCGCGUAGCCCUCCGUCUCUCGAAAGAAGGCAAGUCGCUUGACGAGCUCGAGCAGGGAAAAGUCAAGUGCUCGAUUCAGGAUGCGACGCAGGCGUACAACGACAUGACGAGGCAGGGACCGGCGGCGUUCGUGAGGAAGCUUAGCACGCAGAUGAAGGUGUUGCUCCUCGCGGUCGCGCAGUGCGUCAGGAGGACGGGUGUGCCCGAAGUCGAGCUCGAUACGGUCCUCACCUGGCACCUCGACUUCCUGCGCCAGACGUCCCUCUGCUCAACUCCCUCCUCCGCGCCCUCAAAGAACGAACUCGUCUCCCUCCUCUCGCAACUGCACGCCCUCCGCCUCGUCACGGCCGAAUCGCAGCGGCUCGACGUCUUCCAGCGGGUCCGGCCGGCGGUGGACGAGGGCGACCUGUUUGCGGCGCUGAGGGAGGACGGGAUCCUGAAGGCGCACGUGCCGAAGGUGUUGUAG
Rhodotorula toruloides NP11 is the source of this 2772-nucleotide messenger RNA. Its product is annotated as origin recognition complex subunit 1. The record is from RefSeq and is a predicted model, not a curated record. Gene Ontology annotation, molecular function: ATP binding; ATP hydrolysis activity; DNA replication origin binding. Gene Ontology annotation, cellular component: nuclear origin of replication recognition complex. NCBI's taxonomy places the organism in Eukaryota, Fungi, Basidiomycota, Microbotryomycetes, Sporidiobolales, Sporidiobolaceae. The transcript has 7 exons. Gene Ontology annotation, biological process: DNA replication initiation; mitotic DNA replication checkpoint signaling. Bases 1 to 2772 code for a protein of 923 amino acids.